Drosophila erecta is the source of this 763-nucleotide messenger RNA. RefSeq names its product matrix-remodeling-associated protein 7. The transcript has 2 exons. The coding region runs from base 101 to 610 and encodes 169 amino acids. The record is from RefSeq and is a predicted model, not a curated record. Lineage: Eukaryota; Metazoa; Arthropoda; Insecta; Diptera; Drosophilidae.
CUGAUUGGGAAUUUUUCGUUCGUGGUCAACGGCCACACUGCGCAAAAAGAAAAACAAGAUUAGUGGAUCCAGUCACAACAAAUAACAAAAAGAAUUCGAAAUGCACGAUUUUUUGCCGUCCCUGGAUGUUCUCUUCCUUGGACUACCGGGUCACUACUCGGUAGCUCUGAUCACGCUUCUCUUGUGCGUUUUGAUUGCUUUCUACUUCGCCAAUAUAUUCAAGGACAAGGGCGAACUGGAGGACGAAGGUUUGGGGGACGACGAGCCACGCGAUGAAAAUGAUUCCGAGUCGAAGGAGACUCCACAAGGAGAGGAAACUGACGACGACGAGGCCUACGAAGAGAACUCCACCGACAGCGAAGUGGAGCCUAUCGCGGAACAGCUGCCCGGGCACAACUACAACCACCUGAUGGGCCAACUCAAAGCCAAGAGGCUCCAGCACAAGAUGGAGAAGACUCUGACUCCCAGCCAAAUCGAGGAGGAGCGACGAAUAGAGCGGGAGCAGCUGGCGGCUAUCUUUGAGCUCCUGCGCAAACAAGAGGUGGAAUUAAAUCUCCAGGACCGCAUUAGCGACCAGGAUCUCAAGCAGCAGGUGCGGCUCUAUCGCUGAAGUGGUGGCAAGCGUACCUGACUUUUAAGAAUUGUGUGAUCUAUAAGUUAAAUGUUUAAAAUCCCAGGCUUUGCUGUUGCCCACUUAGUACGGGUAAAGUCUUUAGUCAAAAGCUAUCACAAUUGCAUGUAAAUUAUAUGUAUUAAAAAAUGA